AUCAGCUAUAUUUCAUCAUCUUGGUCAUUUCUGAGUAAAAUUUUGUUUGAGUUGGUUGUAGGCCUAUUGACAAUUAUAUACUAAUAUUGACAAAGAUAUACUAAUAUUUAUACUGUUACAAAAUGACGGACGCAAAUACAAACAAGGACGAGAAGAUUCCAAUCAAACCCGAAGAGGUUGAUGAUGCUGAUGUGAAUGAAUUUGAUUCCGCCCUUGACGAUUCCAAAGCUCAUUUUCUUAAUGGCGGCAAGGGCGGUGACGAUUCGCAAGCUGUUGUGGAAAUCCAAUCCGGUUCAAGCGAUAUUUCCUUCACUGGCCUCACUAAGGAAGACCUUGAGAAGUAUGCCAAAGAUCCUUUCUGGAUUCGAUUGCGAAUUAUCGUCUUCGCCUUGUUUUGGAUAGGAUGGGUGGUAAUGCUGGUAGCAGCCAUUGUUAUCAUAGUUUUGGCACCCAGAUGUCCGCAUCGACCCGACUUGAAAUGGUACAACAAAGAAGUUGUGUACCAAGUGUACCCAGAGUCAUUCCAAGAUUCUGACGGUGAUGGAGUUGGCGACAUUCAAGGUAUACGGACCCGCUUUGGUUACUUCAAAGAUCUUGGUGUGAAGAGUAUUGCACUAGGAUCCAUUUUCAAAAAAGACGACUUCAAUGCCAUUGUUGAUCAUAAAGAUGUUGAUCCCAAGUUGGGAACCCUUGCUGAUGUGGAAAGCUUUCUGAAAUUUGCUAAAAUUAAGGGAGUGAAGGUUAUCUUUGAUUUCAUCCCCAACUACACCAGCAGAAACCAUACCUGGUUUGUUCAAAGCCAGAAAAAUGAUGACAAAUACAAGGACUUCUAUGUUUGGGCUGAUCCUGUCAAUGGCGGAGUACCAAACAACUGGAAAAAUGUGAAAGGUGUGUCUGCAUGGACGCUUGAUCCUACUCGUAAUCAGUACUACCUUCAUCAGUUUUCCGAGGCGUUCCCCGAACUAAACUUGCACAAUGAAGAUGUGAAAAAGGAACUCGAGAUGAUUCUUCGAUUUUGGUUGGAUCGUGAUGUUCGUGGAUUCCAUUUGGUUGAUGCAGAAUUUCUAGUUGAGAAUGAAGACCUUGCAGAUGAAGACUCAUCGAGUAAUGAUCAUAUGCAAACAAGGAACUACAAUGAAACGUACAGUUUAAUCAAGGAGUGGAGAAAAGUUCUCGAUGGUUACUCUGACAAACCUGGACGAGAGAGGAUGAUGUAUACCACUCUGAGCUAUGCUGAUAAGGAUGAACAGCUGGCAUACUAUGGCGAUGAUGCUAUGCGAGGUCUGAACGUGGUGGUUGGUGAUGGUCUGAUGAAGGAACUGACCAAGAACUGCAAUGCUGAUUGUUUGAGAACUCUUGUAGAUGCGGAACUCACCAAUGAUACUCUGAAGCAGUGGCCAGGAUGGAUGCUUGGCAAUAAAGAUACAAGUCGACUGAGUCAACGCCUGGGUAAUGGACGUGCUAUAACUGCGUAUGUGCUGCAGAUGUUGUUACCUGGUACAGUCUUCAAUUACUAUGGUGAUGAGCUUGGUAUGGUAGAUGGAGUUGUCAGUUCGACAGAUACUGAUGGUCUUACAAACAAUCCUGAUGAAAAGGAUCGACUGAAAUACAGGACACCUAUGCAGUGGAAUGCGUCCGUGAAUGCUGGAUUUUCAAGUGGAAAGCCAUGGUUGCCUGUUAACACCAAUUAUAAGACUGUCAAUUUGGGGGCCAAGACAGCUGUGUAUUCUGGCUUCAACAUCUUCAAGGCUGUAAAACUCCUGAUCGCUCUUCGAGAACAAGAAUCCAACAUGUUUGGUAAACUGUACACUCAUGUCGAUGAUGGAACCUUCUGGUUCGUGCGUAAGGCUCCUGGCUUCCCUGGCUACCUUGUGGCCAUCAACUUGGGCUCAACCCCUUUGACACACAAGUUCUAUCAAGGAGCCGAGGGUGAGGUAACGCAGAGUGGCAAAGUGGUCUUCCAUUCAGAGAACAAAUCUCUGAAGGAUCAGAUCAACUUGAUGACCCAGUACAUAGAGCUAGGACCUGGCACCGCUGUUGUAAUAGAAAUGCCAGCUUAAGUUUCUUCUCUUAAUAGGAUUCUACUUGAAGUGUGUUAUAAACAUUUAAAGAUUUUUGCACUGUAAAAAGAUCAAAGUAAAUGUGUAUAAUUAAUUUUGAUCUCUUCUCUCUCUCCCCCCCCCCACCACCACCACCACCAUCACCAAAGUUGAGGCGAGAUGAGAGGUGAUUCCACUGAUGACGACAUCUCCAUGCUUUUUUAAAACUAUUUGAAUUUGGGAAUGAAUAGUAGAUUGAUUUAAUAUGGCUAUUUUUUGGAUUUCAUCUCGUAAUCUUAUGCUUCCGACCCAAAAUCUGGGAUUCACAGAAGCAUGGAAUCAUGCUAAAUCCAGUUUGUUUAUUGGGUAAAAUCUUUUUAUUUAAAUUUUUCUUUUUCUUUAGACCAAUUAAGCAUGGAUUUUACAUCACAAGUUAAAAAAGUUAAAUUUUACAUAAACAUGGUGACAUUUAAUUCUGCAGUCUUACAAGCAAUAAAAUUAAGUGAAUCAUAUUUUAUUGCUUCCAGUGUUAUUGUUUAUGGAUAUGCUAUAACAGCUUAUGUAAUACUAUUACACCAUAACAUUUUAUUUAAUACUGGGACAAGUAGGUGUUAACCAUGUGGCUAAGAAAAAAUUCUGAAUUGAAUAAAUUAAUUGUAUGUGAAAAGGUUUGGCUUCAGAAAGACUAAAAGAGAAACAAAGUGUUACAUGUAUUCAAACAGUCCACCCGAAUAUGGGGGUGGGGGUGGAUUUGUCCAUAUUUUCCCUUUUCCUUUUUUUUUCAGUGUUAAUCAUGUUUAACAAGACUGUCACGGUUGUUUUGUUUUAGUUUUUGUUUGCCUGCCUAUUGUUUUGACAUUUGUGACCUGACAACUUUUAAGUAACUGAUUUUUUGACAUGAAGAAAUAUUAUUGAUUAUAUUUGGAUUUAUACACUUGUUGAUAUUAAGAACUCUCAUGAUUAGUUUUUUUGACAUUUUUAAAUAAACAAGAACUGUUUGUUUUAUUAGAUGCUUUCAUGGUUAGAAUUAAACAACUUAUACAUCAA
Messenger RNA from Gigantopelta aegis, 3086 nucleotides. Its product is annotated as maltase 1-like. The record is from RefSeq and is a predicted model, not a curated record. Gene Ontology annotation, biological process: carbohydrate metabolic process. The transcript has 10 exons. Bases 123 to 2060 code for a protein of 645 amino acids. Lineage: Eukaryota; Metazoa; Mollusca; Gastropoda; Neomphalida; Peltospiridae.